Colletotrichum costaricense is the source of this 1917-nucleotide messenger RNA. Its product is annotated as penicillin-binding protein. Lineage: Eukaryota; Fungi; Ascomycota; Sordariomycetes; Glomerellales; Glomerellaceae. The transcript has a single exon. The record is from RefSeq and is a predicted model, not a curated record. Bases 1 to 1917 code for a protein of 638 amino acids.
AUGUACCCUCACUCGUUCUUGGGCCUUUUGACUUCGUGCCUUUCACUCUGCUCUGUCGCCCAUGCAGUCCCAACCGAACGACGCCAGGCCAACGACACCUCUGCCGACUUUCAGACCUACUUCAACUUAGAUGGCGCAGCGCAUGGCGAUAAGGUCAAGACUCUCAUCGCCGAUGGCUACCGCAUGAUAUCAUUGAGCAACUAUGGCACAGCGCCGGACGCACAGUAUGCCGCCGUCUGGAUUCGGCGGGACGGAAAUCCUUUCGAAACAAUCUACGGUGCAGACGAGGCCACUUAUGACGACUGGUUCGACUCGUGGAAGUCCAAGGGCUAUGUACCGACACACAUCUCUGUCACGGGACCGGCUGGCAGCGCCAUCUACGCAGGGGUCAUGGAGAAGGCCAACGUCACCAACUGGACACAACUUUGCGGUCUCAACAACCCCUAUGAGUUUGACAACGCGACGAAUGGUAUCGACAUGGUUGUGAAGGGCUUCAGCAUGUACGGUACCCCCUCAGACCGCCGCUACUGCGUUCUGGGCCAUGAGAACGUCGGAAAUCAGAUGUCUACUAUCUUUUAUUCAUCCGGCAACUACACUGUCGACUAUCCGAAGAUCUAUGAGUCAGAAACAGCGAAGCGCUUCUGGAGACCAUCUCGCCUCUUUCUCUCAGACGACCACGUCGUCACCCCCCAGUUCGUGGACACCUCUGUUGGGAAGUGGGUAGCUUUGAACGAUCUCACGGCCGAAGAGCUGUCCUCUCAGAUUGAAUUGCAGAAGCAGCAGGGCCUUCACCCAAUCGACGUUCACGGGGGUGCUUCCAGACAGGACGUUCGCUUUGCCGUCAUUUUCGCUGAGAAAGACGUUCCCGAGGCCCGGAAAUGGACCGCCACCGGCUCCUUCAAGGGAUUCAAGGAUAACGCAGGUGCCACAACGGCUUUUGAUGCCGCAAUGCAGACCUGGAUGAAGAAGAACGGUGUACGCCAGGCGCAACUCGCCAUUGCGUCCAACGGCUCAACCAUUGCCGAGCGCGGGUACACCUGGGCGGAAAACGACCGUCCCGUCGUCGAGACGAGCGACGUCUUCCUCCUCGCAAGCGUGAGCAAAAUCUUUGUCCACGCGGCUAUCUUCAACCUCAUCGAGGCCGGGAAGCUCAACUACUCCACGGCCGCGUACCAAUUACUCGGAUACGACGAGCCCGCGGACGCCCGCGCAAAGGACAUCACCAUCGAUCACCUCCUCUCACACACGUCCGGGUACAAUCGCGAUCGUUCCGGCGACCCGAGUUUCAUGUUUCGCGAGAUCGCCAUUACCCUGUUCAACGGCACCCGUGCCGCGACGCUACGGGACGUCAUCGAAUACCAGGUCGCCCGCCCCCUCGACUUCGCCCCCGGCACGGACUAUGCCUACUCCAACUACGGGACCAUGCUCUUGAGCUACAUCGUCAGCAACAUCACGGCAACGCCCUACCUCGAUUUCUUGAGAGACAAGAUCCUCGGCGAUCUAGACGUACGUCUGUAUGAGACGGCAGCAGAGAAGCACUCUGGGGACCGCAUCAUUCAGGAGAGCAAGUACACGGGUUACGAUCCGCGGGAACCACAGUCGUACCGUCUCGUACCGGGCCCGUAUGGGGGCGACGGAGCUAUCAAGGAGGAGUGCGCGGGUGCGUUCUCGCUUGCGGCGAGUGCGGGCACUGUGGCGAGGUUCAUCGGCUCACACGCCGUCAGUGGCACCGGCGGCCGGGCGCCGUUUGCGGAGCGGGACGGGACGGUGGUUGGGGCGCGGACCUUUGCGUCGAGUAGGCCUGAUGUUGACUGGGCUCUGACGAUUAACACCCGAGAGUACAUCUCUGAGGUGGAGUUUGAUGACUUGAGGUAUUGGAAACUACCUUUUGUGUUUGAGGACUUUGCCGUGGCGUAG